Messenger RNA from Malurus melanocephalus (red-backed fairy wren), 6449 nucleotides. Its product is annotated as KIAA1958 ortholog. Bases 510 to 2705 code for a protein of 731 amino acids. The transcript is spliced from 4 exons. Lineage: Eukaryota; Metazoa; Chordata; Aves; Passeriformes; Maluridae. The record is from RefSeq and is a predicted model, not a curated record.
GCCCUGCCCUAGUCAGGCAGUGCAGUAUUUGCAACACCUAUUUUAGCAAUCCAGUAGAGAGAUUGMCAGCAGUCCAGGAGGCUGAACCAGAAGACCACUGUCCUCAAGCUUUUCUGUUUGAAUCUGGCUCCUUUUGGGCUCAUGUCCCAUUAGUGCCCCAGAUGAAGCCUUCCUCUCCUGUGGAUCCUUCUAGUGCCCUUGUUUCUGAGCUAUGGAGCGGAGAUAUAAGAUCAAUGUUAAAAGCAGSAUUCCCAGUGUUGAAAUACUGUUGAUCUGGAUGCAGCUAGAUGCUGUGGUGAAUGACAGAGCUGAAGGACCAUGGUCUACCAAAGAUUGUCUUCUUUGCCUUGCUGUGAGUAUGAUGUUCCUCCUUCCGUCUUCUGUGKCAGGGUGCAUUGUGAGCAGCAAGCAUGAUCUUGGCAACACACAGCCAUGAGUGCCAGGACUCAGUGAUCUGAAGUGUGUCUUCAGCUGACUUCCCAGCGGCAAGGCGCUAUCGAUCCUGCACCAUGGAGGACUGCCUUCACACCUCCUCCGAAAACCUCUCCAAGCUGGUGAGCUGGGCCCACAGCCACGGCACCAUCUGCAGCCUCAUCCCCAACCUCAAGCACCUGCUUUCCGAGGGGGCCCAUGGCAACCUGACGGCCAUGUGGGGCUGCAGUGCCGGCCACGCGUACCACUGGCCCCUGGCCGCCACUUGCCGGGCCGGCUCCCAGGAGCGCGUCUGCUUCCAGGACAGCCGCAGCUUCAACUCGGACAGCCCCAGCAUGCUGGGGGUGCCAUCGGAGGCGCAGGCCAGCCCCCUGGAGCGCUACCCAGGCCGGCCAGGGAAGGCCAAGCUGGAUUGCACCCGCACUCGUGACUCCUGCGACUUCUCCUACUGCAGCGAGCCGUCGGAGCUGGGCGAGCCUGUGGAGGAGUACGAGGAUGAGGCCACCCUCUUCGACAUGGUCUGUGAGUCCUCUGUCACYGACGAGGACAGUGACUUUGAGCCGCACCCGCACCGUGCUCCGGCCGGCCCUCGCAAGCGGCCGGCUGCCGCCGCCCAGGCCCAGGCGCAGCCCGCUGAUGAGGGCGGCGGCGAUGUGCUCCUCAAGAAGAUCAAGCAGGAGCUCCCUGAGGACUACUACAUAGUGGCCAACGCCGAGCUGACGGCCGGCGCUGAUGGGCCGGCCCUGGCCCUGACGCAGAUGUCCAAGCCCAAGCCACAGCCGCCUGCCGGACCUUCCUGCCUGGGACCCACCAGGAGCGUGCCCCCGGCAGCCCCGGGUCCCGACCCCGACCCACAGCGGCUGUGCGCCUCCCCUCCCGGCCCGCCCCGCAUGGCCACGCAGCGCCCGCCCCGGGGACCCUUGGCCUCCCCGGCGCGGGGAGCAGGCGCUGGCCCCGUGGCCGCCCUGCAGGUGCCAGCCACCAGCUCCAACGCCACCACCACGGCUGGGAAACCCAUCAGCAUCCCCCUGUCAGCCCUGCAGCUGCCUGGUCAGGAGGAGCCACCGGCUGCUGAGGAGACCCUCCCGUCUGUGCCACAGCUGGCCCCGGGUGGCGAGGUGGCCGGCUCUCCCUCGGUGAGCACUGAGCCUGAGGUYAGCUCCAGCCAGCAGCAGCCCCACGCUGUGCCCACCAACACCCCCGAGGCAGCGGCGCAGCUGAUGCCAGACCAGGAUGAGAGAGCAGCAGAACUCAGCAGGGAGCAGAACGAGAAGACCAUUCGCAGCACACAGACAGCUCUCCGCAAUUUCCGAGAAUUCCUCAUUUCCAAGUACCCCUCUGAGACCCGUGAGAUCUAUGUUAUCCCCUGCAAAGAGCUUGAUGCCUAUCUUGCUUCCUUCUUCGUGGAUGCCAGACAAAAGGAUGGGUCUGAAUAUGAGCCGAACAGUCUGGCCAACUAUCAGUGCGGACUGGAGCGGUAUCUCAAAGAGCACAGGUAUGGAUACAGUAUUACAAGGGAUAAGGAGUUCAAGAGGUCCCAGGAAGCUCUAAAGCAAAAGCAGAUAGAGCUGAGAUGUAAAGGAAAAGGAAAUAAGCCACACAAAUCCAUGAAGCUUACCUUUGCUGAUGAGCUUAUCUUGCGCAAAAGAGGCUUACUGAGCCGGUACAAUCCUGAAGGGCUGCUGAACCUCGUGUGGCUCAACAACACUAAGGCGUUUGGACACUGCACGGGUUUCCAUGGGUCCACCCUCAAGUGGGGAGACAUCCGGCUGCGGGUGACAGAGACUGGGUUGGAGUACCUGGAGUGGAUGGGGCCGGACAACGGGGAUGUGAGUGCCAAGAGCAAGAGAGGCGGGACGGACUCGCGGGUGUACGCCACCCAGCACUCCCCGCAGACCUGCCCGGUGCAGGACUACAAGGAGUACGCGCAGCGGCGCCCUCCGGCCAUGCGCUACGAGGAUGCGCCUUUUUACCUGUCCAUCAAACCCGUCGUCAACUUGGCUGCUCUUCACUGGUACAAUUGCCAAGCCCUGGGGAAAAACAAGCUUGCCAAGAUGGUAAAGACRAUGUGUGAGAAAGGCAACAUCCCCGGCCGCAAGACCAACUUCAGUGUCUACCAGAGCUGCAGCACCCUCUCUGAAGCGCAGAGCAACCAGCUGGUGCUGAUCUGCAAUAACUUGAGCCAGCAGGCUGCCCAGUCCAUGGCAAGCCACUCCAAUUCUGGCAACUUCAUAGUGUCAGCAUCCUAUGACUCUUCAUCUGACACAGCUUGAAAGAACACCAAACACUAUUCUUUUCCUUUUAGUUUCAAGCAUUGAAUUUGUGCUCAGUAAUACACAUCAACUGUGAUUGUACACUAUUCCCCUUCAUAGCCCUCUCUCCAAUGUUAAUUCACUUUAUAAGAAUAUAUAAACAUAUAAUAUAUUUUUGUUUUACAAAUAAGUCAGCAGAAAUAGUUUAGUAUUGCUAACAGUAUUUAUAGUGUUAAUGCAAAAAUGAAAGGUACAUAUGGGUUAUAAUAUGAAUGCAGAUUUUAAAAGGAUAAAAAUGGUUCUCAGGCAACACAAAAGAGACUGGAAAUACCAUUUUAACAUGCACACAUUAAUGAGUGUAAAUCCCCAGGGAGGCUUAUGUAGCAAUUCUGUUAUGAAGCAUUGUUUCAACUUAGUAUUUUAACAUGACCUCCCACAGUGGAGGAGACAAACUCAACAUUGGCUGCUACUUCUUACCUGCUAGCUUAUUCUUGAUCAGCAAGACCAAGAAAUAAGAAAUACAUUAAUGUAAAUUCACAAAAGCAUUUACAGCAUUUUUUGGUCUGUUUUUAUUAUGUUUCCUGAGGCUCAUUUAUGCUAAAAAAAUCCUGAGGUCAGCUAAAGGCUGUCUUUAACUUUUGGGUUUGUUGAUAUUCUGGGAUCAAAAUGUUGCUGGUGUUUAGGCUAAAAAGUAUUGUUAUCAAGAAUAUGCAAAAGUAUAAUGGCAAAACCAUUGUCACAUACAUAAUUUUACCUCUUUAAACAUAGGUUGUUAGUAUUUUGUUGCUGGAUGUAUGUAAUAUAAAAUCUAUUGACAUAGAGUAUUCUUUCAGUAUUCUGGGAAAACCAACAGUGAAAAAAAAUCUGCAGUCUUAUCCCAAGCUGUACAGAAAAAUUGCAUCAGCUUUUCAGUCUGAAGCCAUCAUUUGAAAUCCACAAAACAAUAGAGAGUGUAACAAUAAUUUUUACAGAAUUUUUAAAAGAAUUUCUACAGAAAGUUAAAAAGUUGGGUAGUUCUAAGUGCUGGAAUACCAAUUUUACUUAGCUGCACAUCAACUGUUUCUGUUACAGACAAUAGAAAAUGUGCAUGUGAAUCUGAAGGCAGAAUUUGGAUCUAAAAGCCUUGAAAUAACAAGUUCUGCUGUUCUACUUUGUAGUGUAGUUGUUCUACUACAAGUAUGGGGAGAACACUAACAAAUUCACUAUUUCGGUGAACAAUUAUAAUUCUUGACCCUUAAAAUUAGGUACAGUACUUUACAAUCAACUAAACUUAGUGUAAGUUUUACAAGGAUGUGCUAGGGCUGUGGGGAGACUUUAGACAAGUCUGCAGGAGUAAUCUAGUGCCUGCUGAAAUCAGUGAAAGAGACAACCUCAGCUGGCUACCCCUGGGUAUUGGACCAAACUGUUACUGAGAGGCUCUCUUGUUUUACAAUUUUUAAUUGUUGUGUUUCUUUAUGCUUGACUGUAUUUCUUCACAUUCCUGUAUAUCUUUCAUAUUCUUUAGAUCUGCAACUGUGCAAUGACUUUAAUUAUCACUAGUUCCAAAGAAGAUGUGAAACAAAGGUAGCAAAUAGAAAUAAGCCACUUGGCACCUCUACCCUUUAUUCUGUGUUCCUAGGAUGAAAUGUUCCUGUGUGCAGGAGGUGGCAGAGUGUCUGCAUCUCACUUAAGCCUUACUGAAGGUCUGUUUUGGGGAUGAAAUAGGUAGCAGAUAUGCCACUGAAAAUCUUAAGAGCAGAGAUUUCCACUACAAUAAAUAUCUCUCCUCCCAGGAAGCUUUAUGCAGGUGACACAGCCUGGCUCUGAUCUCUUUGUUUUCCACAUGUGGUAAGGCUGGUACGAAGUUUGCGUUUCCUAUGUCUGGCAUGCCAUGGCAGGGUAACCACCAGCUCUACAGUCUUCCAUUUGCCAUCUGUUCUCUCAGGGUAGGCAGUGGACUGGUGAGCACAAGCUGUUCAUAUUGCACAACCCUCCUUUUCUGACUUGGUUUUGGGGCCUGAGACCAAAUUGUGACACUGCUGAAGUGAAUGCAAGUGUGUCCAUGACUCUCAGUGCCAUGGCAUAUCUGACUUGUAGGUGAAGGAGGCAGAAGAGAGAUUUCAGGCGAAGCCAGAAAGACAGCUGCCCAAUUUCCAGAUGAGGCCAAACAUCUGAUUGCUGUUUGCACUGCCUUGCCUUUUCACAGCAGUGCUUUUAGUGUGAUAAUAGUUAAAAAUAGUUUUGCAAGGCCAGUGAUGCUGUGGGAUUUCUUUGCGGUUUUCCACUGAGGAUUCACACAGCAGCGUGUAGCACAUGCUGGAGUGCAAGGGUUCCAUGCCAGGGACCUCUCUCAAGAUGCCGGGUGAGAGCUCAACCAUGGAGCUGCCCUCUGGGGAAGUUUGCUCUCCGUUUCUCCCCCACUGACACUCAUCUCAACACUUCCAAGUGACAACUUUUGCAGUAUCUGAUGUACUUCCCUACAUUUGCUUUCCUGUUCUGCAGUAUGGGGAUGGGUGUAAUCUAACCUUUGUGGGGCAGUAGAUCUGUAGUAGUUUUGACCUCUCCUCCCCUGCCCAGCCCCCCUACCUUUGCUCUGAGGAGGCCGAUCACUGGCUGUGCAUGGGCCGUGCUGCAGGCAGCUGGUUAAAGUGCUGCUUCACAUCAGUGCUGUAAUUCAGCCCCAACACAGACCUCAGAAGAAAGAAGACUGGCACUCGUGGGUUUUGGACUGGGAAGUCAAAGGAAGCAUUUCCCAUGAUGCUUUCACUCCACAUGCUGCCUAAGUUGUUGAUUACCACAGUAUUAGGAUGGCUUGUGCCAGUGUCCAGCAAAAGUAAGGCAACAUCUCCGAUACUCCUGACUUAGCAGGGCACAUCAGCAACCUCUGCUUGUCUGGUUAGGGGAUAAGUUGUGGAGUGUGUGUGCUUAUUGUGAUAGUCUCAAUAUUAUCAUGAGGAAGGUCAAGGCCCAACGGGAAUGAAAUCUGGCCAAGGAUGUUAAAGACAAGGAGCAGGGUUUCUGCAAGUACAUCAAUAACAAAAGUAAAAGGAAGGAUAAUACAGACCUGUUACUAAGUGAAGCGGGGGUAACAGAGGACAUAGAGAAGGCGCAGUUACUGAACACCGCCUUUAUGUUGGUCUUCACUGUCAAGACCAGCCUUCGGGGAUCUCUGGGCCAGGUGACAGGGUAAAGGAAUGCUGGGAUACCUUCCCUUGGUCAAGGAGAAUUGAAUUGGAGAACACCUAUAUAUCCACAAGUCCCUGGACCCUGAUGGGAUGCAUCCACUAGUGCUAAAAGAUCUGCUGGACACCAAGCUGAGGCUGCUCAUGAUCACAAUUGAAAAUUCAUGGAGCUGAGGAGGUGCCUGAAGAUUGAAGAAAGCAAAUCUCACCCCAGUGUUCAAAAAGGGAAAGAAAAAGAACCCAGGGAAGUACUGGCAUGUUAGCCACACCUCAAUCCCUGGAAAGGUGAGGGAGGGCCUUAUUCUGGAGGCCACCUCUGUCCAGAGAAGGUGAUCAGGAUAGUCAGCAUGGAUUCACUAAAGGUAAAUUGUGCUUGACCAACCUGAUUGCCUUUUGCAAUCAGUUAGCUGGAUGGAUGAGGGAGAGCAGUGGAUGUUGCCUUCAGCACAGCUUCCAGCGCUGUCUCUUACAACACCCUCAUAGGCAAACUCAGGAAGAGAGGACUGGAUGAGUGGACAGGGAGGUGGAUUGAGAACUGGCUGGACAGCAGAUCCCAGAGGUCAUCAGUGGCACAGGGUCAGGUUAGAGGCCCGUCCCUGGUGGU